UGAACCACGGAGCCACCAGAGGGCGCGCGAUCCCGCCCCAACCAACUUCCCGCGGAGGUGCCAGAAGCAGCGAGGAGCUUCAACUUCCUCAGGGCAGCACGAGGGUCGUGUUAACUUGGUGUUCUUCAUUGAGAAAUGGAAUCCUCGUAUCGCUGAUCUAUGUAAACAAAUUGAAGAAUUGUCUGAAAGAAAAUAUGACAUGAACUUAUGAAUUCAACAGGUGAAGAUUUAGAACUUGAUAAAUCAACUUUGUGUGGUACGUCUUCAGUCUUAAGUCAGAUUAGAAGAUUAUGUGAGCUCGAGCUGUAAAAGCCAAAGGUCCGGUGAUGAUCCCAUACCCUUUUUUCCAGUCUCAUGUUGAAGAUUUUUAUGUAGAAGGCCUUCCCAAAGGAAUUUUUUUUUUUUUUUUGAGGUGGAGUUUUCACUCUUAUCGCCCAGGCUGGGGUGCAAUGGCGCAACCUUGCUGGUCACUGCAACCUCUGCCUCCUGGGUUCAAGAAAUUCUCCUGCCUUAGCCUCCCAAGUCGCUGGGAUUACAUGUGCCCACCACCACACCAGGCUAAUUUUUGUAUUUUUAGUGGAGAUGGGGUUUCACCAUGUUGGCCGGGCCAGUCUCGAACUCCUGACGUCAAGUGAUCUUCCCGCCUCGACUCCUGACAUCAAGUGAUCUUCCCGCCUCGGCCUCCCAUAGUGCUGAGAUUACAGACGUGAACCCAUGCCUGGCCAGGAAUUUUGUUUUUUAGGAAGGCUUUCUACUAAUGGAAUUCCUGGCCUUGAGAGGAUGUUACUUUCGAAGGAAAGGAUUUUUUUGUUAUUAAAAGAAACAGGACCUUGCCCUGUCACUCAGGAUGGAGUUCAGUGCUCCUAUCAUGGCUCAUUAUAGCCUCAAACUCCCAGGCUGAAGCAAUCCUACCAUGUCAGCCUUCCCGUAGCUGGGACUACAGGUCUCACACCAUCACCCAGGCUGGAGUACAGUGGCACAACCUCUGCUCACUGCAGCCUCCACCUGCCAGGCUCAAGCAAUUCUCCUGCCUCAGCCUCCCGAGUAGCUGGGAUUACAGGUAAGUGCCACCACACCCAGCUGAUUUUUGUGUUUUUUUGUAGAGACGAGGUUUCGCCGUGUUUCCCAGACUGUUCUCAAACUCCUGAGCUCAAAGCAGUCCACCCACCUUGGCCUCCCAGAGUGCUGGGAUUACAGUUGAAGCAUAUGUCCUGCGAGCUUAGGGGUGCUACAAGUUGACCACUGCAGCAGUAAAGAUGACUCUGAAGAAUGGCGUGGGAUGGAUCCUUUCAAAUGCACUUGAGCAGCGGUCUCCAACCACAGGGCCACAGAGCUGGAGCUGGAUCUACCAUGAAGGACUUCUGAAUCCAGGAAGAGAGACUGACUGGGCAACAUGUUAUUCAGGGUCUCCCUCUGUUGUCCAAGGCUGGAGGGUAGUAGUGCUAUCGCAGCUGACUGCAGCCUCAACCUUACAGGCUGAAGCGAUCCUCCCAUCUCAACCUCCCACGUGGCUGAGACUACAGGUGCUUGCCACUAUGCCCAACUAAUAUUUGGAAUUUUCAUAUACGUGGAUUCCAGAGGGGUGACAGCGAAACACGACUGCAGGACAAAUUCGAGCAUCUUAAAAUGAUUCAACAGGAGGAGAUAAGGAAGCUCGAGGAAGAGAAAAACAACUGGAAGGAGAAAUCAUAGAUUUUUAUAAAAUGAAAGCUGCCUCUGAAGCACUGCAGACUCAGCUGAGCACUGAUACAAAGAAAGACAAACAUCGACUUUUUACCUUAAUCCUUGCUGCAGUAUUUCCAAGUAACAGAGGAGAUAGAUUUACCCUUUCUAAACUAUUAGCUGUAAUUUUAAGCAUUGGAGGUGUUGUACUGGUAAACCUGUCAGGGUCUGAAAAAUCUGCUGGAAGAGGUACAAUAGGUUCCAUUUGGUCUCUUGCUGGAGCCAUGCUCUAUGCUGUCUAUAUUGUUAUGAUUAAGAGAAAAGUAGAUAGAGAAGACAAGUUGGAUAUUCCAAUGUUCUUUGGUUUUGUAGGUUUGUUUAAUCUGCUGCUCUUAUGGUCAGGUUUCUUUUUACUUCAUUAUACUGGAUUUGAGGACUUCGAGUUUCCCAAUAAAGUAGUAUUAAUGUGCAUUAUCAUUAAUGACCUUAUUGGAACAGUACUCUCAGAGUUCCUGUGGUUGUGGGGCUGCUUUCUUACCUCAUCAUUGAUAGGCACACUUGCACUAAGCCUUACAAUACCUCUGUCCAUAAUAGCUGACAUGUGUGUGCAAAAGGUGCAGUUUUCUUGGUUAUUUUUUGCAGGAGCUAUCCCUGUAUUUUUUUCAUUUUUUAUUGUAACUCUCCUAUGCCAUUAUAAUAAUUGGGAUCCUGUGAUGGUGGGAAUCAGAAGAAUAUUUGCUUUUAUAUGCAGAAAACAUCGAAUUCAGAGAGUUCCAGAAGACAGCGAACAGUGUGAGAGUCUCAUCUCUAUGCACAGUGUUUCUCAGGAGGAUGGAGCUAGUUAGCUGUUUGUGAUCUGUAGCCCAGCUUGAUAAUGGAACUAUACAUCGAAGAGACAAUCUCUGGCAAGUUUUUGUAGAAAAAAUGUUUCAGUGCCUAGUCUGAAAAAUAACAGUUUCAGUUCUUUGAAACUCCAAAAUAUAUUUUUCUCAUACCUGUUUUCUUCAUUUUCAUAAUGAAGCACUUUGCUAUGUAGCUGUGUACAUAUCACUACAGUUAUAGGAAGUUUCAGUCUACAGUCCAUCCAAAGGACCAACCUGCCUUACACAUCUCAAGGAAUUCAGCUGUUGAAAUCAUUUGAACUAAUCAAGGAAUAAAUCCUAAUGUUCUGGGACUUUAUUUUCACAUGUUAAAUGCUGGAAUAUAUUAUGAAAAUGUUUUCAAGAAAUCACUUAAGUGUUCAUAGACCAGUAUUUCUGACAGGUAAAAUGCUAAAAUAAGCUACCUGUAAUAAGUGUGGAUUAUAUUUUUGGGUUUUGUAGAAUAUUGCAAAUUAACUACACAAAAAAUGUUUAAUUUAUGCAACAAGCAUGUUUGUGCAAAUUUCAUGGGACUUUAAAAAGAAUAAGUAUUUGAGAAAAUAUCUGGUUCACUUACACUACAUUUACUGUAUUAUUCUUUUAUAGCAUUAGGUGCCCUGUAUUUUAAAUCUGUGACAAACCGUGGCAAAUUUUUAAAGGGGAAGUAUUAUUAUAAAAUGAAGAAAUAUGUAUUUCUAAAGGCUAUAUUGCUGUAAACUUAAUUGAUAAAGCUCUGUUUAAUUUAGAGUUUUGAAGAAAUAGUCUCCCUUCAAUUAAGAAAUUUUCAUAAUGGAAUGAUUUAAAUUGAAGUGACAAAGAGUAUUAUUAAAAUACAAUGUUUAUACGUGUAUUUGUGUAUUGUAGAUGUAUCAAGUGAUUUCUAAUUUUUUUCACAUAUGAAUGUGCCAGAUUACUCUAGAACUAGAUGUCUCUUCUUUAAAUAAUUUUAGUUUUCCUGAAUAAAUUUGUAAUGGUUAAAGUACCAAGUAAGUAAGGUGAGAAGGGAUUCUGUUUUUAAAAUCACAUCAGAACUUUUCCUCUACUAAGAUUAUAAAUUAAAUGUAAAAUACUCCUAAUUGCAAUUCUUAAACUUAGGCCUUACAUGUACUUAUUAUGCAACUGCUCCUGGACUCUAUUCACCAUAGAUAUCAGUAAAUGUAUGUCCCAGGAUUCACAGGCUUUUGAUUAAUCAAUAUUCUUUUCAAGUUUUCUGUGUGAAGAGUUUAGUUCUCUUCAAAAUUUCUUAACUAAUCUGAUUUUUAAGAAUUCUCUUUGCAGUGUUUAGCUUCCUAUUCACAUUCUUAAAAUUGCUUUGGUGUUACCAUGAGUCUAAAAUGAAGUUUAGCCUUCCUUUUGUUUCAUUCUGAGAACUUCUAUAUUAUAUUACCUUUAAAAAUUGUUUAUGAUAUUAAAUUUAAAAUACAAACA
Messenger RNA from Gorilla gorilla gorilla (western lowland gorilla), 3950 nucleotides. RefSeq names its product solute carrier family 35 member F5-like. Gene Ontology annotation, cellular component: membrane. The coding region runs from base 1704 to 2507 and encodes 267 amino acids. The transcript has 18 exons. The record is from RefSeq and is a predicted model, not a curated record. Lineage: Eukaryota; Metazoa; Chordata; Mammalia; Primates; Hominidae.